AUGACUGUGGUGUCUCUGGAGAACCACGACGAGACUGUGGUCGUUACCCCUUUGCUGCAAGAUGCUGCUGAGCUGGAGCCUGCGGACCAGGAGUGCAGUGAGAGGGUGGUCAUCAACAUCUCAGGGCUGCGUUUUGAGACGCAAUUAAAAACACUCGCCCGGUUCCCGACCACCCUUUUGGGAGAUCCGCGUAAAAGGAUUCGUUUCUUUGACCCGCUGAGAAAUGAAUAUUUCUUUGACAGGAACAGGCCCAGCUUUGACGCCGUCCUCUAUUAUUAUCAAUCAGGAGGGCGGCUACGGAGGCCUGUAAGUGUUCCUGUGGAUAUUUUCUUGGAGGAGAUCCGAUUUUACGAAUUUGAUGAGGAAGCCAUAGAGCUUUACCGAGAAGAUGAGGGCCUUUCGAGGGAGGAGGAACGGCCAAUGCCCAAUAACGAGUUUCAGCGCCAGUUUUGGCUCCUAUUCGAGUAUCCGGAGAGUUCAGGACCUGCACGAAUAAUUGCUAUUGUGUCAGUUAUGGUUAUUCUAAUAUCCAUUAUAAUAUUCUGUUUGGAGACUCUACCUGAGUUUAGAGAAGUCCCUGCUGAGCCAGAAAAUCCCGCCAAUGGGAGCGCGAACGGCAACGCGCCCAACCCGUUCACAGAUCCGUUUUUCAUGGUGGAGACACUUUGCAUUGUGUGGUUCUCUUUUGAAUUCACCAUGAGAUUCCUAUCAUGUCCCAGUAAAGCAGCUUUCUUUAAAAACCUCAUGAACCUGAUCGAUGUGGUCGCUAUAGCUCCAUAUUUCAUCACCCUGGGCCUUGAUCUGGCAGAGCAUGAAGGCAGCAGUCAACAGGCAGCUUCUUUGGCCAUCCUGAGGGUGAUCCGUCUGGUCCGAGUUUUCAGGAUUUUCAAGCUUUCCAGACACUCCAAGGGUCUCCAGAUUCUCGGCCAAACUCUCCAUGCGAGCCUGAGGGAGCUUGGGCUCCUCAUAUUCUUCCUGAUUAUUGGAGUUGUUUUAUUCUCAAGCUCCGUUUAUUUCGCGGAAGCAGAAGACCCCGAGACUGUAUUUACGAGUAUUCCUGAUGCUUUUUGGUGGGCUGUAGUGACAAUGACCACUGUUGGAUAUGGGGACAUGUAUCCCUCCACCAUUGGAGGGAAGUUCGUUGGAUCUUUGUGCGCAAUCGCCGGAGUGCUAACCAUAGCUCUACCUGUCCCUGUUAUUGUGUCAAAUUUUAAUUAUUUUUACCACAGGGAGAACGAGGAUGAGGAAAAUGAUCAGUAUGUGCACGUGACCUGUGGACAGCCGCCGGAGCAGGUGCAGCAGCAGCUCCAGCUCACCUUUGAUGAGAGUGACUCAAACAAAAGUAGACAGUCGCUCUCCAAAACUGAGUCCUACAAGGGAAGCGACGACUUGGAAACUUUGACAUAUCCAAACUUAAAACCACGUGAGACAUACACAGGGAAACUGACUGAUGUGUAGAAUCAGCUGUUGGAGACCAUCUUUACUCUUGGUCUGUUUUCUUCCAGUGGACAUAAAGUCAGGCCCCCUCAGGUCGGAUGUUACAGCUGUCUUAUUGGCAUUGGUAUCCAAACAUGAGGCAUCUCACUUAAACAAAAAGGCUCGCACCAAUUUAACUAACAAGAGAAAAUCAUUCCUCGCACUGCUGCAACCUCUUACCUUUUCUUGUGGGGGCUUUAUUGAGAAACAAAAAUGAACGGAUGAGGAGCUGUGCCUGAGUGCGUAAUACAAGGGAGUCAGCAUGUUUGAAAGAUGUGAGAUUCAUGGGACAUAAACAGUAUAGAAGUUUGUAAAGCCAUAAAAUAAAAAUCUUAGUCAUCAAAUUGUUUUUUUAAAUGAAUCCUAGUCUGAAAAUGACAAGCAAAGACAGCUUGUAGUCAAUUCUCAAAGUACCAAAACUUUAAGCAAAGCCAAAGAGAAGAAAUAAACCGUGCGUCAUAGCGCACAUGACGCAACAGGUCCAGCCAAGACCGACACUGACACAUAAACCAAGACAUUCACCUCUCUGACACACAAGAGUUUACCAGACUGGGGGCUGGUAGAGCCCUUCAGUGCGUCUCUAUGUGUACUUGUGGAGACUGGUCGCUGUCAUCCGAGUAUCCUAGCGCUUGUUUAGCACGAGGCACGGUUAAGCAUUACUUUAAGGUACUCUGCAAGCAGUGUGUCACCUCCAUCAUUAGCACUAUAUUUGAUAAAAGUGGCCUGUUAGUCGCUGAAUAGACUUUCCCUGUAGGGUUCCACUUUGUAGAAUAACGAGAUCAGUGCUGUAUGAUUAUAAAUGAGUUUUUCAAACUCGGGGUAGUUUUUGAUUACAGGGAGAUCCUUCCCCUAAAAGCACAAUCUCUUUAAGUGACAUAUUCAUAACUUGAAAUGAGAGAAAAUAUCUCUGCCUUAACUUUCUCUGGAUGCUGUAACAUGCCCUCUGACCACAACAGUAAGAACAAGUAGGCUCUGAGCGCCACUCUGUGGAUGAUAAAUGACCCUGCAGAGAACAACACUCCUGAUUAGGCUCUGCUGUGUGCAAUGGUACCACUUCAGCUUUGCACUGCUGAAGCUGGUCCCACCUGAUUCAAGCUCCUGCUCUUUGACUCAUCCGGAUGUUUAUUAUUGUUUACUGUACGCUCAGAAAAAGCCUCGCUACCUUCUCUCUUAAUUCAGUGAGUUGUGUUUCCUGCU
Molecule: messenger RNA, 2673 nt
Organism: Notolabrus celidotus (New Zealand spotty)
Lineage: Eukaryota; Metazoa; Chordata; Actinopteri; Labriformes; Labridae
Product: shaker-related potassium channel tsha2-like
Exons: 1
Coding region: 1-1458 (485 amino acids)
Biological process (GO): protein homooligomerization; potassium ion transmembrane transport
Cellular component (GO): voltage-gated potassium channel complex; membrane
Molecular function (GO): delayed rectifier potassium channel activity; protein binding
Source: RefSeq, a predicted model, not a curated record